Molecule: messenger RNA, 614 nt
Organism: Triticum aestivum (bread wheat)
Lineage: Eukaryota; Viridiplantae; Streptophyta; Magnoliopsida; Poales; Poaceae
Exons: 1
Coding region: 31-357 (108 amino acids)
Source: RefSeq, a predicted model, not a curated record
CCCUCCACGGGAUCGAUUAGCUGAGCUAGCAUGGACACAAAGGCGUGCAUCUCGCUUGUAAUCCUCGCGCUCGUGCUCGCCGGACCGGACACGAGGGCUGCGGCGCUCCCCGGCAUCGACGCCGCGGCGGCGGUGAUGCCAACGUCGUGGUCCUCCAUGAAGCUGGAGGACGGCGUGGCGACGGAGCUCGCGGAUUCGGCUACGGUGGACCUGGAGGGGCACCGCCGCGUCCUCGCCGGCAGAGGCAUCAGCGCGAGCUCCCUGAACCCCAACAAGGCAGCCUGCACCAGGACGUGCCCGGCGCGUGGAGGGGCCUACACCGGCCGGGCAUGCCUCCGAAGGUACCAGUGCCGUUAGGGGGAGUGAACGGAACAGCCCUGAGGCUGUUGCUCCAACCUCCUUCCUGCACUGCACUUCGCCCGUCCGAUCAGUGUUAUACUGUAUAUUUUCAUUUCCAUUUUGCCCGUGUCGUUUACGAUCGUGUCAGGUUUCUUGAAGUAGUACGUAUAACUUUGCACGCAGUCUUGUUUGUAGCACUGUUGAGUGGUGGUGAUUGUACCAUCCAAUCAUGAUCGAAAGCAGAUGUAUGCUACAUAUAUAAAGCCAUUAUUAAA